Molecule: messenger RNA, 465 nt
Organism: Caenorhabditis briggsae
Lineage: Eukaryota; Metazoa; Nematoda; Chromadorea; Rhabditida; Rhabditidae
Exons: 4
Coding region: 1-465 (154 amino acids)
Source: RefSeq, a predicted model, not a curated record
AUGAUACGUUUCCUUGCGUUUCUUCUUGUGAGCUGCCUAGCUCUUACAGCGGGUGGAAGGUCCAGUAUGGUCGAUGACAACACAUUCUUUGGUAUAACUACCACUGAUAAACCAUCCUACACCUACUGGGACUAUGCAGAGUGCCAUCAACUGUGUCAAGUGCCGUGCACACGGACUGUCGUCCAUUUCAAGGAGCAGCAAAUUGAUAUGUAUAAUUGUGUUCAACUCAAAGUGAUCAAGACCUCUUUCAUCGACAAUCUCAAAGGAGGAACCUUCAAAAACGCGAUAAUUGUCGUGGUCGUUGUCACCGUCUUCAUUAUGCUCAUGAUCGCCUGCGGAUACUACUGCUGUUGCAACCGACGAGAAGAGGAUGAGCGGUUUCCAGGAAGAGACGAGUUUCGAGAGCUUGGACCACACGACGAGAGGAAGGCUCUCAACAAAGGAACAUCUGUAAUUGAAGUCUAG